UGAUCUUAUAUAAAGUUAUUCUAUGUCAAAUGCAACUUGUUUGUGAUUCUAUUUUGUCUGGUUAUUGCUAAUUGAUACUACUUUUUUUUUUAUUACGUAUAGAGGUUUAUAACUUUCUAAUUAUGAAGAGAAUAACGCUUUUUGUCAAUGGCACCAAUAUUUCAAAUGGCAAGGUAUUUAUGGUAACCAAUUCAUUAGAUGAAUUAUUAACAGCAGCUAGCACAAAAUUUAACAUUGUUGCCAAAAGAAUAUUUAAUGUUCAAGGUGGAGAAAUUGAUGAUAUUAAUCUAGUCAGGGAUGAUGAUGUUUUAUACGUUUCAUGUGGAGAAGAUUUUAUUUCAAAGGAUAAGCUUUGUAUUCCAAGUCAAUUAAAUACAUAUUCAGAAUGGAUUACGUUGAAUGUUGGUGGAAAAUAUUUUACAACAACCAGAGAUACUUUAACAAAAAAGGAACCAAUGAGUAUGUUGGCCAGAAUGUUUACAGACACUACAGACACUGAACAAAGGAUCUUACCUAGCCGACAAGAUAAAAAUGGUGCAUUUCUAAUUGAUAGAAGUCCUACAUAUUUUGAACCAUUGUUGAAUUAUUUAAGACAUGGACAAAUAAUACUUGAUACCAAUGUGAAUGCAGCAGGUGUUUUGGCAGAAGCACGCUUUUAUGGAAUAGAAGGUGCUAUUAAUAUAUUGACUGAAAUGGCAGAUGAAGAGGAGCUUCAAAGAAGUGGUUUAGUAUCAUUAACUCGUAAAGAUGUACUUAAAGCAAUUAUGUCAACACCUACGACAUCAGAACUUAGGUUUCAAGGUGGUAAUUUUGUUGGUGCUGAUUUAUCACAAUUAGAUCUCAGAAAUAUAAAUUUUAAGUAUGCAAUUAUGCGUGGCUGUAGUUUGGCAGGUUCAAAUUUAUCAGGUUGUUGCUUUGAACGAGCUGAUUUAUCUCAUGCAAAUUUACAAGGUGCUGUGUUAAGUUGUGUAAGAAUGCUAUGUGCAAAUCUAGCUGCUGCCAAUCUUCGUUCAUGUAAUUUUGAAGAUCCUUCAGGUGUACCUGCUAAUAUGGAAGGUGUGAAUCUUAAAGGUGCCAAUCUUGAAGGCAGUAUUAUGUCUGCGGUAAAUCUUAGAGUAGCAACAUUAAAAAAUGCUAUUUUAAGAAACUGUGAUCUUAGAUCAGCUGUAUUAGCCGGUGCAGAUUUAGAGUGCUGUGAUUUAUCAGGAUCCGAUUUACAUGAUGCAAAUUUGCGUGGCGCAAAUUUUAAAAAUGCUGAAUUUAAUCGAAUGUUAACACCAUUACAUAUGUCUCAAACGAUACGAUAAAUUUAUUUUAGAUAUUCUACAAUAUAAAUAUUUAUUUAAUAUGUAAGAUCAUAGUGAAUAUAGUGAUUAUUUUUAUAGAUUGCAAUAUUUAGUGUUAAUGCAAAAUAUGCGCCUAUAAUUUUUUGUGCUUGUGUGUGUGUACUUGUUACGUUAAAUUAUUACUAUAUUAUAAAUUACAGCGCUGCAAUCAGCGGUUUAACUAAAUACUUAUAAAAUUAUUUAUGAAAUAUUUAUUAAAAUAUUUCAUUCCAUAGAAUUAAAAAUUAUAAAAUAUAAGAUAAAAUACCACAUAAACUUAUUUAAAGAAAAUAAAAAUUUUGAUAGAUAUGAUGAUUAGAAACUUUAUCAAAUAUAAUAUAUAAACUUUUAAAAAGAUAUUUAUAACUGAAAAAUAUAGAAUUAUACAAUUUUUUAUUUUCUAUUUUUCAGUAUAUUAUAAAUAUUUUCUGUAAUGUUUUUUAUCAAAAAAGAAAAAGUAUUAUAUUGUAUUAUAUUGUAAUUUUUAAAAAAAUGUAUAAAAACAAAAUAUUUUUUUUUCAUAACAUAGAGAUAUAUUUUUUUAUUGAUUGCGGCGUUAAUAUGUACAUUCAAUAAAACUUUAUUUCUAUUUUUUUAUAUAAAUUUUUAUAUAAAUAAUAUAAUUUCAGUGUAACAAGAAUAAACCAAGUUACUUAUCAAUACUUAAUUAAUAUGUAAUUUUUUAAUCUAAUAUAAUAUUUUUUUUUAAUCUUUUUAUAUUAUUAUAUUAAUAUAUAGUAAAUAUACCGAUAUUAUUUUAUUAUUUAUAUUAAUAUAAUAAAUAAUCGAACGAAUUUUUUUUUUAAAAAUUCGAAAUUUUAAAAGAUUCUUAUUCCUUAUUUUCUAUAAAUAAUUUAUUAUUAAAAAUUCUUAUUAUAAAUUAUCGAAAUAUUAUUAAAUAUUACAAGGAUAGAUAUAUUAUAAGAUUUAAUUAAUGUUAUAUUAUUUUCAUAAAAAUUUUUUGUAAAAGAACGAACAAUCAUUAUCUUAUAUGCUUUAUUUUAGAAGAUUAUCUCCAUAUCGACUCUCCCUUAUUCCACUUCUUAAAUUAAUUAAUUCUUAUUUGAACAUUUUGAAUAUUUCCAUUCCUUUGUGAUAUGCAUAUUCUUGAUAAUCAUGUCAAAGUAAAAUACAGUUUCGAACUAUAUAAUAAAUUUUCCGAUGAAUGUGUUCGUCAUCGAAGUUUUCAUAUCCAUAAAUUACCUUGAAAUUCCUUGGAGAAUCGUCAGCCUAAUUAUACAUUAAAUAAUAAUCAAUGCGAGGGAAAAGCCAAGUACAAGAAAUUUUGACAGAAUGUUCGGUCAAAUUUAAUUUGUCUCUGCCACGAUUGUUUGCAGUUACAUGGAAUGUGUCGAUGGAGAACGGGACUAGUAUUGCGACUUGUUCGCGGAGAUUCGUCCUAAUCUCAUUUAUCCGAAGUCCAGAAACAUCCGCGACGUUGCUUCAAAGUUAUCUGCUUCCCAGAGCAACGAAGUCACUUUAACGAAGUCACCACAGACGCAUUCGAGGACGACUUCUACUCUGAUAGGAAUAAUAAUUUAUCGAAAGUUACUUGUUUUGUAUUUUUCGUCGACAUUGGAAUUUGGUAUGUCUUCGAUUCGAGGAUUAAAAAUUGAAGGAGAAUGUACAGCCAAGAAUUUGAUAUCACGAAUAAAAUACUUUGAACAAUU
Molecule: messenger RNA, 2995 nt
Organism: Apis cerana (Asiatic honeybee)
Lineage: Eukaryota; Metazoa; Arthropoda; Insecta; Hymenoptera; Apidae
Product: BTB/POZ domain-containing protein KCTD9
Biological process (GO): intracellular signal transduction; protein homooligomerization
Molecular function (GO): protein binding
Source: RefSeq, a predicted model, not a curated record